Molecule: messenger RNA, 3560 nt
Organism: Pomacea canaliculata
Lineage: Eukaryota; Metazoa; Mollusca; Gastropoda; Architaenioglossa; Ampullariidae
Exons: 11
Coding region: 2551-3129 (192 amino acids)
Source: RefSeq, a predicted model, not a curated record
CGAGUGCCAUGACGUCAGCAGUGACCUUGAGCGCAAUGUCACGCCUGGCGCUGUCUUCACGUCUGCUGCUCAUCAACACACGUCGUCUGAUGGCGGAAACUUCCAUUCUCGUUGCUAAGCAGCCUGCAUCGGCUGUGAACGACAGCAGACGACGAGAUGAGCUCACCAGCCGGGACGACGAGUAAAAAGAAAGAAACGGGGAUUUCACCCAAUCUUAGGAUUGGUUCGUUCUGCAUCAACGACUUCAAAGUUCGCGAAGAGCCCAAUCAGGGGUUCGCCUCCAACGUGUUGUUUGAGAUGCUGAGACGCUUUGAUCUCCUCCUGCUCAUGGAGGCGAGGGCGGACAACAGUCGGACAAACAUCGACAAGCUCAUCCGACGUCUGGACAUAUUAGACAAAGACGGUCUAUUCGAUUUCGAAGAAGAUGAAGCAGUAUGUAUUUUACAUGGCCGCGAGCACUUACUGCUUUUUCUACAGAGUAAGUCGGUUGACCGUGCUGGACACAAUGUAUCCAACAGAAAACGAAUUAAUCGAGAACUGGGAAGAGAAACAGAAAAGGAGAAGUAAAGAGGAGAAUGCCUCUGCGUCACAUAAACCUUCUGAGCUAUCAGUGAGAGGAGACAACUCGUCGGAAGCAGGCAAAAGAGUACCCUCGAUCGUAGUGGAGAAAAACAAGGCUUGUUGCGCUGGUGAGAAAGGGACUGAGAAAAUGCUAUCUCCUGAUAAGAAAGACUAUAGUCGGUCACUUUCUGAUCACAACGUGACUAGAAAGCCUGCUGGAGGACAAGCUAACCUGUCGUCUUCAGGCAGCCCCAUGAAAAUUGAAUCUUUGGUAAUGGAAUCCUUGUUAUCGACGAGUUCUUCUCAUGAAUCUGACGUAUUUUCCUUGACAACUUUACACUCGGUUGUGUCUCCUGAGAAGGAGGAGGACCCUGAUAUAGUUAAGGACAUAAGAUUUGGGGCUCAAAGAGCGCAUAGCCUUGCCAAAUCUGUCCUCGAGUUCAUCCCUAAAAAAGGGGGAAAAUCCGACAAAGGCGGGAACGAAGGCGGGAACGAAGGCGGGAAAGAAGGCGAGAAAGAAGGCGGGAACGAAGGCGAGAACGAAGGCGAGAACGAAGGCGAGAACGAAGGCGAGAACGAGGGAGCAGGUGAGGACGAUGAGAACGCUAACCAGUCUAUGAAUUUAGAGACCCAGAAGAGCUCGUCGGACUCUGGAGACUACAAGAAGGGCGUGGAGGGGGGCAGAGAAAAUACUAUCAAGUAUCUUCAUGAUGUCAUGUCCGAGGAGUGGACAAAUCCUGACGGAGGUCUGGCCUGCAACGUCAGCGGCAAUACCUCUCCCACCUCAUACUCUUCUCUAGAAGGACAAGGAACGCAUGAGAGUCUCACGCAGGACAGUCCAGCAAUAGAUCAACUGCAAGCUGCGACUGAUGAGUCCUUCUCGACCAACAUGACCAGCUAUCCGCCUGCUUACUCCUGCUCGAGCAUCAGACUUGCCCGCGAGGUGAGAAAGGAGACCUUGCCCAUGUUUGUAAUCUUCAAGGGCGAGCCCGCUCCAAGAAUGGUGGAGGAACCCAGAUUCAAUGCCGUCGGUGAGUCUGUCCUCCCCAUCACGGUUGAGUUUCCCAGGCGAAAGGGGGACUGCACGACCGUCCAUUUUACUGACAGCGGACAGGAGCAGAGCGCCACUCGGGUUGGUGAAUCCAACGCGCCGUGGGCUGAUGCCAAUGAAGCCUCUAAUGCCGUGGCGAGCGGCUCCAUGGUCUUUGAUCAGGAGCUUGCAGUGCACAAGUGCGUCCACAUGGCUUUCCAGUCGUCCAGAUGCCACACAAGAGGAGGACGCCAGUUUCCUGAAGUCGUCGGACCACAGAAAAUCCAUCUCCGAGAAUAAUGUUGAGCUGGAGAAGGUGUCACCUGUCGGUGAGUUUGGAGAAGGAAGAGAAUCAUCCUAGACAAACAAAUGAAGGCGAACCACCUACCUCGUGGCAAGGAAAGAAUAAGUGACAUCAUGGACGUACAGAAGGUUCUCGAGACGCCUGAGUUCGUCUCAUCGGCUGAUGGAGCGUCAUUAUUAACCCCGACCGAUGAAGUCACGUGGCUGUAUGGGACUGGUGACGUCGCGUCGUUUUCAGAUGAUGUCCUGUCGCUUGACCAAGCUGUGGAAAUCAUCUCGCUAUCUCGAGAUGACGAAGUCCCAGGACCGGCUAAUGUACAUAGAGCCUCUGAACCCAUGGCGGGCAGCUCCAUGUCUCCUGAUCAGAACGAACCAGUGCCUUGCAAUCGGAAGAUGCGUCACUGGGAAGAAGCGGAAAAGGGAAUCGGAGACCAACGAAUGAUGCGCGCAGAAGGGAUGAGCGCGAGAAGAAACCUCCAAUCGUCUUUUUACGGGAGCCGUUCGUUGUGCGGUUCAGCUGCCCCACUUCGGCCAUCUCGGACUUCAUUGCUGUAGCCUUACACACAAACCCUAAAGAACCCUACUUCGAGGACCUGCGUAUCAACCAGCUCUAUGACGCCAUCAAAGACAAGUGGCAUAUUGUGGACGUGCUAUACAUGGGCGACAUCCACGUGAAUAAAAUAACUCAUCUGGAGCCUGACUGCUGGAGGCUGCUGGAGAAAAACUCCGAACAUCUGUUUGUCAAAGUGGCCCAAGUGUUGUCUGAUACUCUCAAAAAUGUUAUUUCUAACCGCAGUGAUGAAAGGAUGCUUUUGACAGGCAAAGCUUUGAUCAGUUCUUUCUGCGAAGGUAGUGAUUCCAUCUUCUGGUACGACGAUGUAUUGGGCUUCCCUGAGGAAGAGUACGCUGAGAUCAUGAGCAACCGUUUCCCCAUGCAAAUCCAGUUGUGGGGGGCAGUUCUGCCUCCACAGAUCAGCGGAGUAAGGGUGUACACAAGCCUAAAGGUGGAGCAGCUGACCAUCGUCACCUCUAAGACCAGCAUUGCCAAAUUUCACCGGUCAAACGGCGGGACGAUCGCUGGCUUCACCGUCACCAUGCUAAUGGGCGGGGGCUUGAAGCUGGUCAAGGCCACGAAGACCAACGUCGUAGACGUGGAGAAGUGUCUCAACGAAUUCCAGCUUGUGUUUCCAGACAUCCUGAAAGCAGCACCAUCAGCACAGUAUCUGCUCUCCUAGCACCCCAUCUUGUUCAAUCAACUAUCGUCAGUCCUCAGAAAUCGCGGUGCAGGAAGCAACAAGGUGCUGUACUCAGUAUCUGUGAUGUUGUCUGUCAAGAAGCCUAACACCUGCUACGUGGUUGUCAACCGAGAAGUGAACUAAGCUAUGCACUCACACACCCUCUCCCUCCUCUACUGACCAUGCAAAGUAAGACUUGAUUCGGGGAAACGAUGCACGAAAACUCGUUGGUACGGCUCUGUAACUGUUCUGACUAGACACCCACGCUUAUUUAAGUAAAAACACGAACUUUUGGCGUGGUCUUCCUCCUUCUUCUCCCAUCCACAUCAUUACUUGUUUUUAUCAGCACAGUCUCCUUGUUGUUUCCGAAAAGGAAUGGUUCUAAAUUUUAUAUCAUAUAUAUUGAGGAAAGAAAAUGAAAAAGAAAAAAA